GAGGCACACUAGACUGAAUAGUCUACUUGGUUAGUCAGGUCCUACCCGUUCGGCGUUCGGCUUGUACAUUUGAUACCGAGACCUCCUACUUCAGAUCUCCAAGUCAUGGCUCAGGCUAUGGUAUUUAAAUUACUGAUGACUUGCUUCGCCUGAACCCAAUCAACCACAAGACGUCAAAAGAUUCAUCCUAUCAGCUAGUACAUACGUCUCGAAAUGGCUAGAAAGGGGUUUGAAAACAUCAUUAUCGUAGGCGCUGGGCCGUCAGGGCUCUUGCUCGCCCUACUGCUUUCAAAGCAUGGCAUACCAGUUACCGUGGUCGAGAUGUCGCACGAGCUGGACCAACAGCCUCGAGCAGCACAUUAUGGCCCAGCCGCGACCCCGGACUUGAGGCGAGCUGGAGUUUUGGACAAGGUCAAGUCCGAGGGUAUGACCCUGGACACUAUGUGUUGGCGUCGCGCCGAGGACCAUGGCUAUAUCGCCGGAUUCAACGCCGAGGUCAUCUCUAACGUGGACGGCAACGACUGUCGCACCGUUUGUCUUCCAUUACAGGACUUGGACAAGCUUAUGCUGGAUCUUUUUGUGGACAAGUAUAAUGGCAACAUCCUGUGGAAACACAAAGUCGUCGACGUCGGUCAAGAUGAGAACAAAGCGUGGAUUGACGUCGAGGCUCCGGACGGGAAGAAGCGGCUGGAGGCAGACUACGUUGUCGGCUGCGACGGUGCGAACAGCGCCGUCAGAAGGGCAUUAUUUGGCAGUGACUACCCUGGCUUUACUUGGGAUGCUCAAAUUAUCGCAACUAAUACUUAUUAUGAUUUCGAGGGCAAGUUUGGGUUUGACGAUGCCAACUUCAUUAUACACCCUGAGCACUUCUUUAUGGCAGCAAAGAUUACGCGCGACGGCCUGUACCGUGUCACCUAUGGCGAAACGCCCGGCCUGUCUACUGAAGAAUAUAAAGAAAGGCAACCGUGGAAGUUUGAGACAAUGCUCCCUGGAAAUCCGAAGCCGGAUGAGUACAAGAUGAUCAACUUCGCGCCGUACAAAAUGCAUCAACGAUGCGCAACCAAAUUCCGAGUUGGCCGCAUUCUCCUGGCCGCCGACGCCGCACAUCUCUGUAACCCGUGGGGCGGACUUGGGAUUACGGGCGGAUUUGUGGAUUGUGGAGGCCUCUUCGACUGUCUCGCUGGCAUAUGGGAUGGCAAAGCCGACGACUCUAUCCUAGACUUGUACAGCGAGAAGAGGAUCGAGAAGUGGAAGACUAUCAUCGAUCCAAUUUCGCAGGAGAACUUCCGUCGCGUGUCCGACAAAGACCCAGCGACCAGGUACGAGAGGGAUGAAUUUAUGCACUUGUUGACCAAGGGGCAGACGGACAAGGCUUUCUUGAAAGAAUUGCUCAUGGGAACCUUUGAUGUAAGAUAUGAUUUUACUCAGCAUUAUCAUAAUGCUGCGAAGGCGGCAUAG
Diaporthe batatas is the source of this 1458-nucleotide messenger RNA. RefSeq lists its product as uncharacterized. Gene Ontology annotation, biological process: ubiquinone biosynthetic process. The record is from RefSeq and is a predicted model, not a curated record. Gene Ontology annotation, cellular component: mitochondrion. The transcript has 3 exons. The coding region runs from base 214 to 1458 and encodes 414 amino acids. Gene Ontology annotation, molecular function: oxidoreductase activity; FAD binding. NCBI's taxonomy places the organism in Eukaryota, Fungi, Ascomycota, Sordariomycetes, Diaporthales, Diaporthaceae.